Molecule: messenger RNA, 177 nt
Organism: Pyrenophora tritici-repentis Pt-1C-BFP
Lineage: Eukaryota; Fungi; Ascomycota; Dothideomycetes; Pleosporales; Pleosporaceae
Source: RefSeq, a predicted model, not a curated record
AUGCCUCACUGGUGGCAGUUUGACCCCACCACGCCCACCCGCGGACAAGACACGCCCGCCAUCUCAGAUGACCGCGGCGGGCAAGACGUGCGGAAGAGCGGUCAUGGUCGCGAGGGCAGCCCUCUCGGCGCAGCAACAGCCAUGCACACACUUACAGAGAGAUCAAAAAGGACCUGA